Molecule: messenger RNA, 2355 nt
Organism: Aphis gossypii (cotton aphid)
Lineage: Eukaryota; Metazoa; Arthropoda; Insecta; Hemiptera; Aphididae
Product: medium-chain acyl-CoA ligase ACSF2, mitochondrial-like
Exons: 15
Coding region: 259-2046 (595 amino acids)
Biological process (GO): fatty acid metabolic process
Molecular function (GO): medium-chain fatty acid-CoA ligase activity
Source: RefSeq, a predicted model, not a curated record
UUCUUGAUUACAUAAAAAUGUAUUACAAUAAUAUUUCGUGUGUGCAUUUCAGUUAUAUCAGUUAGUGUAUAAUGUUUUAUGAAACUAUCGACGGGAUUUUAUAGAACGCAAAAAUAUGUUGUACAGUUUGUAGGUCGAUAUAGGUAACUAUAUAGAUUUGAAAAUAAUAUAUUGCAGAUAUUUGUUAAUUAAUUCCAGAACGACGUCAAGAAAAUUUAAUGGAAAUAUAAGAGGUGACCAGCCAAUAUUGUUAAUAAAAUGACCAACUCUUCGUUAUUAAAAAUAACGAAUCUAAAAGGAUUACGUUAUAUUAAUAGUCGUCAAAUUUAUCUUAGACUUUCGAAAAAUUAUCACUGGUCGAAGUAUAGUUAUUUAUAUGGAGCUUCGAGUAAUCCACUCAAACCUUAUACAAUCGGAGGGGUUUUCAAUGAUGUCGUACAACAGAAUCCGGACCGAGAGUGCCUGGUUAGCCGACACGAGAACAAGCGAUACACUUUCGCCGCCAUGGAUAUUGAGGUGGAUAAGCUGUGCAGGAGCUUUAAUGCCAUUGGCCUCAAACACGGGGACCGGGUUGGAAUAUGGAUGCCUAAUUGCGUAUUAUACUAUAAGGCUAUUAUGGCGACAGCUCGCCUGGGACUAAUUUUGGUAACCAUUAAUCCAGCUUAUCAGAGUGACGAACUGAAACACACUUUAAUUCUAGCUGAAGUGAAGUGUCUAAUAACCUUAGAGAAGUUUAAGACUCAAAACUAUCCUGAAAUAUUAGAGAAGAUUGAUUCGGACAUUUGGAAUCGACCUUCUAAUACGCCGAUUAAGUCGAAAAUUUUACCCAUGCUGGAAUCAGUUAUUUUUGAUUCAGAAAACUGUAUAAAUGGUGCUUAUAAUUUACAAUCGUUAUUAGAUAUGGGUUGCAAUUCAAACUAUAGUAUUCCUAAAAUUCAACCAGACGAAGGAUGCAUUAUUCAGUUUACUUCAGGUACCACUGGUAAACCAAAAGCAGCAUUAUUGAACCACUUUGCUCUAAUGAACAACGCCCACUUUAUCAUGAAGCGUGUAGGGAUUGAAGAUGACAUCAGAGAAGGCAAAUUACAUAAAUUUUGCAAUCCAAUGCCUUUAUUUCAUGCUUCGGGUUUAUCCAUUGGUGUUCUUGGACCUUUGAUUACCAAAUCAACAGUUUAUUUACCAUCAGCCCAUUUUGAUCCGAAAGCAACGGUCGAUGUUCUUACAAAAGAAAAAUGUACAUUUAUGUUUGGUACGCCGACGAUACAUUUGGAUACUAUGUCUGUUUUCGAAAAACUUCCGCCAGAACAACAAGAUAACAACAUUAAAAUCGCAAUAACCGGUGGAGCCACUUGUUCUCCGAAUUUGAUGAAUAAGUUUAGGAAGAUGUUCCCACGCGCUAAAAUAUUGUCUUUGUUCGGGAUGACAGAAACUAGUCCCUGUUCGUUUCAAAAUUUCAUAAACGAUUCAGAUGAACAGAUAAUGUCUACGAUGGGUUUCAUACAUGAUCACGUGGAGGCAAAAGUAGUCGAUACCAACGGCCAUAUGGUACCGUUUGGAACUCCCGGGGAAUUGUUGGUUCGCGGAUAUUUGCUAAUGAAUGGUUAUUUUAACGACGAAGAAAAGACAAAAGAAGCGAUCGAUUCUAACGGGUGGCUACACACGGGAGACCAAUUCGUUUUGUACGAAGAUGGAUAUGCAAAUCACGUUGGCAGAUUAAAAGAAAUGAUUAUCCGCGGUGGUGAAAACUUAUUUCCUAAAGAGAUUGAGUACUUUUUGGAGUCUCAUCCCAUGAUUUCACAAGUCCAAGUAUAUGGUAUACCCGAUCAGAGGAUGGGCGAAGAAGUGUGUGCCAGCGUCAUCAUCAAAAAAGGGGCUACGGUCACUGAAGCAGACAUCAAAGCGUACAGCAAAGGAAAGAUCUCCCAUUUUAAGAUCCCCAAAUACAUAUUCAUCGAAAAGGACGGGUUCCCGUUGACGGCGUCGGGCAAAGUGCAGAAGCACAUAUUAAGAGAAAUGGCGAUACAACGUAUUUCUAGUCUAACCUAAUCUAGUUAAGAUCAUAAUUUAACAUAAGUCUCCGUUAAUCAGUUCUGUAUAAUUUCCUUAAAGGAUCUAUCGUCUUCUGUGUUACUAUUGUGAUCGCUAAUUUUUGUAACUGUAUCUGCUGAGCUGUGUUUUAUUGUCAUAUAAUAUACACACUGCAGCUAAAUAUUAUACGUAAACAAGAAGCUAUCAUACCGUUAUUCUUUUACAAAAUUCAUUAUAUUAAUAGGCUAAAUAAUCGUAUUUUAAUUAUUUGUUUUAAGUUAAUUAUGCAUAUCGUUACUUUAUUAUUAAAUAAAUUGAUUUACUUGA